Daucus carota subsp. sativus is the source of this 1033-nucleotide messenger RNA. RefSeq names its product auxin-responsive protein SAUR15. Gene Ontology annotation, biological process: response to auxin. Lineage: Eukaryota; Viridiplantae; Streptophyta; Magnoliopsida; Apiales; Apiaceae. The transcript has a single exon. Bases 426 to 797 code for a protein of 123 amino acids. The record is from RefSeq and is a predicted model, not a curated record.
GCCACUCUUUUCAUUUGAAUGAGUCUUCCUUUCUAUUUUUAUAUCAAUUUAUAGAAUCAUUUCGGUUCUUUUCUUCUCAUGUACUUGUACAAGUAGAACUACUAUAUAUUUGUAGGUAUGCAUGCUCCUUCUCAAUCAUCAGCCAUCAUUUUAUCUCAACCUAACACUCCUCCAAGUCUUGGACCUCUCCAGAUUCAUACCUCUUACAUUACGACCUCUGUUCUAAAAGUCGGUAUUAAUCACCUUCCGUAGCUAGUCGAACUGAUUAAAUAUCCGAUUAUUCAAUUAAUCAUUCGAUCAAGUCUGAUUUCCGCUUUUUACAACACUGAUUACAACAUACAUUCACGUAGCAAAAACCCGAGAGUAGCCAAGCUACAUUUGCUAUAUAGCAGCACUUUUGUGAGGAAAAAGAGAGAGCAAGGAUCAUGGGCCGCGGAUUUGCAGUACUAAAAAAGCUUUUCAUGUGUGGGAAGAGGAGCUUAAUUUUUCCUUCUGAGGUGCAUUCAUCAGUUCCAGAAGGGCGGAUUCGUGUGGUGGUGGGGAAGUCGAGGAGCGAGGAGGCGGUGGUGGAGAUGGAAGCUCAUUAUUUGAACCAUCCACUGAUGGAGAAGUUGCUCAGUCUUACAACAGAAGAGUAUGGAUAUUGUUAUGAAGGAGCCCUGAGAAUAGCUUGUGACAUUCAUCUUUUUCGAUACCUUGUUGAGCAACUGGAUGGGAGAAAUCCCAGUGCACACUACAUGGAUCUUCCUGAUCUCAUUGCCAACUUCUCUAAAUCCAGCUAUGGAACCUCAAUAUGAUCAUACAAAUCAUACAAACAUGAAUUAGCUAUUUACUUCUGCUGAGGUGACCAAUAUUAAGGGCAGCCUCUGCAUUACAUCUCAUUAUUUUACUUCUUUUCUUUUUUUGGUUAAAAUUCUUUUGUAAAUUUUACAAAAGAUAUAUAUAUGUAGAACCUUCAUUUUUAGUAGGGUUAAAAAGUUGCCUCAUGACUCUAUGUUACUUAAAUUAAGAAGUGAAAUUUCGAAAAUUUUAA